Messenger RNA from Closterium sp. Naga37s-1, 4425 nucleotides. Lineage: Eukaryota; Viridiplantae; Streptophyta; Zygnematophyceae; Desmidiales; Closteriaceae. The record is from the annotation of a GenBank genome assembly.
AUGCGAAAGGUCGAGACACUGAGAACUCGUUCCAGGUCUCUUAUGGACGAAGGGGUAGCAGAACCCGUAGCUUCUCAGACACGUUUGGAGGCACCAGCAGGAAACGCACAGCAGGAGCAGUCUGUUUGCAUGAUGCGGGCCGAGACACUGAGAGGUCAUUCCAGCAGGGGAAUGGACCUACGGGGUAGUGCUGUUGCGUCUGCAGAGCAGCAGCAGCAGGUGGUGGAAAUGAGACGAGCCGAGACGCUGAGAGGUCAGUCUAGCAAAGGAUUCGACCUACGGGGUAUUGCUGUUGCGGCUGCAGAGCAGCAGCAGCAGGUGGUGGAAAUGAGACGAGCCGAGACGCUGAGAGGUCAGUCUAGCAAAGGAUUCGACCUACGGGGUAUUGCUGUUGCGGCUGCAGAGCAGCAGCAGCAGGUGGUGGAAAUGAGACGAGCCGAGACGCUGAGAGGUCAGUCUAGCAAAGGAUUCGACCUACGGGGUAUUGCUGUUGCGGCUGCAGAGCAGCAGCAGCAGGUGGUGGAAAUGAGACGAGCCGAGACGCUCAGAGGAGCGUCUAAAUCCUACUCUAAGGAUAGUGCUGUCGAGAAGCAACAGCCAGUUGAUAUGCGGCGAGCAGAGACACUUAGAGGGCGGCGGGGGUCAGACUUGAGGGGUAGUGCUUUAGAGCAGCAGCAGUGGCAGCGGCAGCAGCAGCAGCAGCAGCAGCAGAAGCCAGUUGAAAUGCGGCGAGCAGAGACGCUGAGAGGGAGGCCUGAAACCAUGCAAGUUGAUCCAACGGCUCAGAUUAAAGGCGAUUACCGGGACAUGAGGCGAUCUGAGACGCUCAGAGGGCGGGCAAGAUCUGCCCAGUUGGAUCCGACGGUUCAGAUUCAAAGCAGGCUGGAGAUGAGGCGAGCAGAGACAGUGAGAGGGAGCGUGAGAUCAGACCUAUUGGGUGGUGCUAUGGAGCAGCAGCAACAGCCAAUCGGAAUGCGGCGAGCAGAGACUCUGAGAGGAUGGCCGGGAACCAUGCACGUGGAUCCGACGGCUCAGAUGAAAGGCGAUUAUCGGGAGAUGAGGCGAUCAGAGACGCUCAGGGGGAGGGCGAGAUCCAAUUCAGUGAUUUUACCCUCUCAGGGCGAACCACCGAGUUUUGAGACGUCUCAAAGCUCGGAGGAUUUACUCUCUCAGGGCGAACCCAAGGCGUUACCCACCCAUGUGGAUCCAACGGUCCAGAAUGGAGGAGAUUAUCGAGAGAUGCGGCGAGCAGAGACGCUGAGAGGGAGAGCAAGAUCCAAUUCAGUGGAUUUACCCUCUCAGGGCGAACCCCAGGCGACACCCACCCAAGUGACUUGUGAGUCGACUCAAGAGGUCCAAAAUGGAGGCGAUUAUCGGGAGAUGCGGCGAGCAGAGACGCUGAGAGGGAGAGCGAGGUCCAAUUCAGUGGAUUUACUCUCUCAGGGCGAAAUGGGGGGUAUGGGGCGUGCGGACACGCUUCAUGGACGGUCCAGAUCGAUCCAAGCAGAUCCUGCGGCUCAGAAUGGUCCUGUGGAGCAGGAGCAGUGCUUAAUUAAGCGACGGGGAAGGAGUGUUUCCAGUCUCUCCCCUCACAGUGUGUCCCCAUCUGGUUUCCCUCCUGUCCGCCUGUCUCCCCACAGUGUCUCUCCUCACAAUGUGUCUCCUUACAGUGUGUCUCCUUACAGUGUGUCUCAUUACAGUGUGUCCCCAUCUUGUCUGCCGCCUCCUCACAAUGUGUCUCCUUAUAGCGUGUCUCCUUAUAGCAUGCCUCCUCACAGCGUGUCUCCUUAUAGUGUCUCUCCUCACAGUGUCUCCCCGUAUAACGUGUCUCCUGCGAUGGUGUCUCCUUGCGGUGUGGAUGUGUGUGCAACGAUACUAGAGCCAAGUCCGGGGAGAGUCGCACACACAGCAACACAUAGAGAAAGGAGCAGGAGCAUAAGCAGCUCUGGGGAGGAGGAGAGUGUGGGGAUGAUGAGGCGAGGGGAGAGCAGUGUUGGUUCUUCUGCUGCUGCUACUACUGCUGCUGCUGCUGAUAUGGGAGAUGGUGCCUGGAGGAGCAGACUCAGGAGCACUUCAGGGGAGGAGAGUGAGGGGAUGAGGCGGGGGAAGAGUGGUGGUAGUGGUGGCGGUGCUGCUGCUGCUGCUGCUGCUGCGGCUGCUGCUGCUGCGGCGGCUGCUGAUGUGGGAGAUGGUACCUGGAGGAGCAGAAGCAGGAGCACUUCAGGGGAGGAGGAAAGUGAAGGCACGAGGCUAAGGGAGAGUGGGGGGGAGCAGGAGCAGGAGCAGGAGCAGGAGCAGGAGCAGGAGCAGGAGCAGGAGCAGGAGCAGGAGCAGGAGCAGGAGCAGGAGCAGGAGCAGGAGCAGGAGCAGGAGCAGGAGCAGGAGCAGGAGCAGGAGCAGGAGCAGGAGCAGGAGCAGGAGCAGGAGCAGGAGCAGGAGCAGGAGCAGGAGCAGGAGCAGGAGCAGGAGCAGGAGCAGGAGCAGGAGCAGGAGCAGGAGCAGGAGCAGGAGCAGGAGCAGGAGCAGGAGCAGGAGCAGGAGCAGGAGCAGGAGCAGGAGCAGGAGCAGGAGCAGGAGCAGGAGCAGGAGCAGGAGCAGGAGCAGGAGCAGGAGCAGGAGCAGGAGCAGGAGCAGGAGCAGGAGCAGGAGCAGGAGCAGGAGCAGGAGCAGGAGCAGGAGCAGGAGCAGGAGCAGGAGCAGGAGCAGGAGCAGGAGCAGGAGCAGGAGCAGGAGCAGGAGCAGGAGCAGGAGCAGGAGCAGGAGCAGGAGCAGGAGCAGGAGCAGGAGCAGGAGCAGGAGCAGGAGCAGGAGCAGGAGCAGGAGCAGGAGCAGGAGCAGGAGCAGGAGCAGGAGCAGGAGCAGGAGCAGGAGCAGGAGCAGGAGCAGGAGCAGGAGCAGGAGCAGGAGCAGGAGCAGGAGCAGGAGCAGGAGCAGGAGCAGGAGCAGGAGCAGGAGCAGGAGCAGGAGCAGGAGCAGGAGCAGGAGCAGGAGCAGGAGCAGGAGCAGGAGCAGGAGCAGGAGCAGGAGCAGGAGCAGGAGCAGGAGCAGGAGCAGGAGCAGGAGCAGGAGCAGGAGCAGGAGCAGGAGCAGGAGCAGGAGCAGGAGCAGGAGCAGGAGCAGGAGCAGGAGCAGGAGCAGGAGCAGGAGCAGGAGCAGGAGCAGGAGCAGGAGCAGGAGCAGGAGCAGGAGCAGGAGCAGGAGCAGGAGCAGGAGCAGGAGCAGGAGCAGGAGCAGGAGCAGGAGCAGGAGCAGGAGCAGGAGCAGGAGCAGGAGCAGGAGCAGGAGCAGGAGCAGGAGCAGGAGCAGGAGCAGGAGCAGGAGCAGGAGCAGGAGCAGGAGCAGGAGCAGGAGCAGGAGCAGGAGCAGGAGCAGGAGCAGGAGCAGGAGCAGGAGCAGGGCAGGCAGGAGCAGGAGCAGGAGCAGGAGCAGGAGCAGGAGCAGGAGCAGGAGCAGGAGCAGGAGCAGGAGCAGGAGCAGGAGCAGGAGCAGGAGCAGGAGCAGGAGCAGGAGCAGGAGCAGGAGCAGGAGCAGGAGCAGGAGCAGGAGCAGGAGCAGGAGCAGGAGCAGGAGCAGGAGCAGGGCAGGCAGGAGCAGGAGCAGGAGCAGGAGCAGGAGCAGGAGCAGGAGCAGGAGCAGGAGCAGGAGCAGGAGCAGGAGCAGGAGCAGGGAGCAGGAGCAGGAGCAGGAGCAGGAGCAGGAGCAGGAGCAGGAGCAGGAGCAGGAGCAGGAGCAGGAGCAGGAGCAGGAGCAGGAGCAGGAGCAGGAGCAGGAGCAGGAGCAGGAGCAGGAGCAGGAGCAGGAGCAGGAGCAGGAGCAGGAGCAGGAGCAGGAGCAGGAGCAGGAGCAGGAGCAGGAGCAGGAGCAGGAGCAGGAGCAGGAGCAGGAGCAGGAGCAGGAGCAGGAGCAGGAGCAGGAGCAGGAGCAGGAGCAGGAGCAGGAGCAGGAGCAGGAGCAGGAGCAGGAGCAGGAGCAGGAGCAGGAGCAGGAGCAGGAGCAGGAGCAGGAGCAGGAGCAGGAGCAGGAGCAGGAGCAGGAGCAGGAGCAGGAGCAGGAGCAGGAGCAGGAGCAGGAGCAGGAGCAGGAGCAGGAGCAGGAGCAGGAGCAGGAGCAGGAGCAGGAGCAGGAGCAGGAGCAGGAGCAGGAGCAGGAGCAGGAGCAGGAGCAGGAGCAGGAGCAGGAGCAGGAGCAGGAGCAGGAGCAGGAGCAGGAGCAGGAGCAGGAGCAGGAGCAGGAGCAGGAGCAGGAGCAGGAGCAGGAGCAGGAGCAGGAGCAGGAGCAGGAGCAGGAGCAGGAGCAGGAGCAGGAGCAGGAGCAGGAGCAGAGCAGGAGCAGGAGCAGGAGCAGGAGCAGGAGGCAGGAGCAGGAGCAGGAGCAGGAGCAGGAGCAGGAGCAGGAGCAGGAGCAGGAGCAGGAGCAGGAGCAUGA